UCUCCACCCCCGGAUCCCCAGGGCGGCGCGGGUCAGGUCCCCUCGAGCUCCGCCGGUUGCCAGGGCAGGACCGCGCCAUGCUCCGGCUCCUGGCGCUGUUGCUCCCGCUGCUGCCGCAGCCCGCGCGCGCCCGGGAGCCCUCCGCGCAGAACGUGAGCCUGGGCGUGAACUGGCUGACUCGCUAUGGCUACCUGCCGCCACCUCACCCUGCCCAGGCCCAGCUGCAGAGCCCUGCAAAGCUGCGGGAUGCGAUCAAGGUCAUGCAGAGGUUUGCGGGUCUGCCGGAGACAGGCGUCCUGGACCCUGUGACAGUGGCCACCAUGCAUAAGCCCCGCUGUUCCCUGCCUGAUGUGCUGGGGACGGCGGGGCUGGUCAGGCGGCGCCGCCGGUAUGCUCUGAGUGGCAGCGUGUGGAAGAAGCGAACCCUGACGUGGAGGGUAAACUCCUUCCCCCAGGGCUCAGUGCUGAGCCAGGAGACAGUGCGGACCCUCAUGCACCAUGCCUUGACCACCUGGGGUGUUGAGUCAGGCCUCGAAUUCCAGGAAGUGGGUUCUCAGGGCCCGAUGGAGCCUGAUAUCCUCAUCGACUUUGCCCGGGCCUAUCACCAGGACAGUUACCCCUUCGACGGGCAGGGGGGCACCCUCGCCCAUGCCUUCUUCCCUGGGGAGCACUCCAUCUCUGGGGACACUCACUUCGAUGAUGAGGAGACCUGGACUUUUGGGUCAAAAGAUGGCGAAGGGACGGACCUGUUUGCCGUGGCUGUUCAUGAGUUUGGCCACGCCUUGGGCCUGGGCCACUCCUCAGCGCCCAACUCCAUCAUGAGGCCCUUUUACCAGGGCCCGGUGGGCAACCCCACCGAGUACCGCCUGUCCCAGGACGACCUCGAAGGCCUGCAACAGCUCUACGGGAAAGCACCCCAAACCCCACUUGACAAGCCCACAAGGAAGCCCCUGGCUCCUCCUCCCCCGCCCCCUGCCCUGCCCCCGGACAGCCCCUUCCAGCCCGUUCCUGAUCGAUGUGAUGGCCAUUUUGACGCCAUCGCCAACAUCCGAGGCGAAACUUUCUUCUUCAAAGGCCCGUGGUUCUGGCGCCUCCAGCCCUCGGGACAGCUGGUGUCCCCCCGGCCCGCCCGGCUCCACCGCUUCUGGGAGGGGCUGCCGGCCCAGGUGAAGGUCAUCCAGGCCGCCUACGCCCGGCAUCCCGACGGCCGGAUCCUUCUCUUCAGCGGUCCGCAGUUCUGGGUGUUCCAGGACCGGCAGCUGGAGGGCGCCGCGCGGCCGCUCACGGAGCUGGGGCUGCCCCCGGGAGAGGAGGUGGAUGCCGUGUUUUCUUGGCCGCUGAACGGGAAGACCUACCUGAUCCGGGGCAGGCGGUACUGGCGGUACGACGAGGCGGCAGCGCGCCCGGACCCCGGCUACCCGCGCGACCUGAGCCUCUGGGAGGGGGCACCGCACGCCCCCGACGACGUCACCGUCAGCAACACAGGUGACACUUACUUCUUCAAGGGCGCCCACUACUGGCGCUUCCCCAAGGGCAGCGUCAAAGCCGAUCAGGACUCCCCCCAACCAAUGGGCCCUAAGUUUCUGGACUGCUCCGCCCCCAGACCCCCCAAAGCGACCCUUAAGCCAGGAGCCUGCGAUUGUCAGUGCGAGAUCAGUCAGGCGGCAGGGCGGCCGUCCGUGCCCCCCCUGCUGCCCCUUCUGCCCCUGCUGGUGGGGGGCUUCGCCUCCCGCUGA
Molecule: messenger RNA, 1736 nt
Organism: Lipotes vexillifer (Yangtze River dolphin)
Lineage: Eukaryota; Metazoa; Chordata; Mammalia; Artiodactyla; Lipotidae
Gene: MMP25
Product: matrix metallopeptidase 25
Exons: 10
Coding region: 78-1736 (552 amino acids)
Biological process (GO): collagen catabolic process; extracellular matrix organization; proteolysis
Cellular component (GO): extracellular matrix; plasma membrane
Molecular function (GO): metalloendopeptidase activity; zinc ion binding
Source: RefSeq, a predicted model, not a curated record